CAGAGUUUUCAAGCCUCAACCUUCCAACUCAGAAGGAACAAACACUCCUUCCUCGCUCCUCAGUUCUUUCUUUUUCUCUAGAAUCUUCCAAUAUUCCUUUUACCUUUUCAUACAACUUAACUCACUCAGUAGCAAGAAACGAGUCAUGGAAUCUAAACCCUUAAAAUCUAUCAAGCUCCUCUGUAGCUACGGUGGCAAGAUCCUUCCUCGCUCCACCGACGGCGAACUCCGUUACGUCGGCGGUCACACCAGAGUUCUCGCCGUCGAUCGUUCAAUUUCUUUUUCAGAACUGAUGGUGAAACUCGGAGAGUUGUGCGGUUCGUCUGUGACUUUAAGGUGUCAAUUACCAAAAGGAGAUUUGGAAACGCUGAUUUCCAUCACCAACGAUGAAGAUUUGGCUAAUAUAAUCGAUGAAUACGAACGUGCUUCAUUGAAAUUAACUCAUCCGUUGAAGAUCAGAGCCAUUCUUUCGCUGCCGAAAUCGCUUUUGAAAGUUUCUCCUGUUGCGUCGUCUUCGUCGUCCAGUACAAGUUGUUCUCCGUCCAGAUCUCCUCAUACCUCCGCUGAAUCGCUGCCGUACACUAUGGCUUAUCGGAUCAGACGCCAAAUUCGUUCGCCGCGUGCGCCGGUAGGGUAUCCGAUCGGCGUCAGAAACGGCUCGGCGAAAGCUUGUUAUAUGGGCCAGUUUGACGGAAGCCCAAGGUCCUUUUAUUGUGGGCCGCGUUGCAAUUAUUACUGCCAUUAAGGAGAAGGCCCAUAUUUUAUAAAUAUAUAAUUACAUAAGUAAAUACAUGGAACCAAAUUAGAAGCUGAUUCAGUAUAUGAAUGAAAAAAAUUAAACAAAUGACCCAGGACAAAACUAAAAAGAAAUUGAGAGAUGAACCGGGUUAUGAAAUACGAUGAUUUUUGUUUCUUAUAAAUUUUGAGAUGGUAUUGAGGUUCUAAAUUUUUUAUUUGAGCCUUAAUUUCUUGUUGGACAUGGUGGAUGCCUUAGACUCUUGUUUUUUUCUUAGGAGUUAGGGUUUCGUUAACCGCGGUCUGAUUCGGACACGAUUGUCCGUUUUUGAUGAUUUUGAUUCUGUCUUUGGAAGACAGUUGUCGUUUCUUGCGUGAAAUUCGUUCAAUUCAUACAUCGUGUGAACUUGAUUAUGUGAUUAAUAUUAAUUGGGUAAGUAAGCUUCCUUCUAAUUUA
Messenger RNA from Cicer arietinum (chickpea), 1192 nucleotides. Its product is annotated as protein PAL OF QUIRKY-like. The record is from RefSeq and is a predicted model, not a curated record. NCBI's taxonomy places the organism in Eukaryota, Viridiplantae, Streptophyta, Magnoliopsida, Fabales, Fabaceae. Gene Ontology annotation, molecular function: protein binding.